CACACAAAAAUAGCCUCGUUGUGAGGACACCGACCUCCGAACAAACAAGCAUAGGUCCCGGGUAUACCUCCAUAUGGUGGUUUUCAUACGAGGGCAUUAUUAAGCGUGAAAUUAGAAGAACAGGACCCAUCUUUUGCUUGUUUCAGAUCCGGGACAUAGAGAUCACAUACCCGCCUCUUUUGCCUUCUCCUUCCCAUCCCCCUCUUUCUGGACCCGAUAGCGUUUUACAGCCUCUCCGCUCAUUCUCGCUCUCAACCAUCUUUGUUCUCCACGAGCCUUGGCCAGGCACCCUACCCCGGAGAGCCAAAGUGCGUGCGUGACUCGUGAACAGGGGUAGGAAGCUCCUUUCGCUCUCCCGCAAUGGCGUCCGUGAUGGGGUCCCGAACUCUGAGCAAAGAUGAUGUCAAUUAUAGGCUACAUUUUCGCAUGAUUAACGAGCAGCAAGUGGAAGAUAUCACAAUUGACUUUUUCUACAAACCUCACACCAUCACACUGUUGACCUGCACAGUGGUCAGCUUGAUGUACUUUGCCUUUACCAGGAAUGAUGCAGAUCCUGACAGCAACCUCUGGGUGGGCUUCAUCUUGGUGAUGUCCUUCUUCCUGAUCAUCAGCAUCCUUGCAUUUCCCAAUGGUCCGUUCACCAGGCCACAUCCAGCAAUAUGGCGCAUGGUUUUUGGUCUGAGUGUAUUGUACUUCCUGUUCCUGGUCUUCAUCAUCUUCCUAAACUGGGAACAGGUGAAGAAGCUGAUGUACUGGCUGGAUCCCAACCUGCGGUAUGCAACCCGGGAGGCGGACGUCAUGGAAUAUGCAGUCAAUUGCCAUGUGAUCACCUGGGAGCGAAUCCUGAGCCACUUUGACAUCUUUGCCUUUGGACACUUCUGGGGCUGGGCCAUGAAAGCCCUGCUCAUCCGCAGCUAUGGGCUCUGCUGGACCAUCAGCAUCACCUGGGAGCUCACAGAGCUCUUUUUCAUGCACCUGCUGCCCAACUUCGCAGAGUGCUGGUGGGAUCAGGUGAUCCUGGACAUUCUGCUGUGUAACGGAGGGGGGAUCUGGCUGGGCAUGACGGUCUGCCGCUUUCUGGAGAUCCGCACGUACCACUGGGCCAGCAUCAAGGACAUCCACACAACAACGGGAAAGAUAAAGCGUGCUGUGCUACAGUUCACACCUGCCAGUUGGACAUAUGUGCGCUGGUUUGAUCCCAAAUCCUCCUUCCAGAGGGUGGCCGGUAUCUACCUCUUCAUGAUCAUCUGGCAGCUGACCGAGCUGAACACCUUCUUCUUGAAGCACAUAUUUGUGUUCCAGGCUUGUCAUGCACUCAGCUGGUGCAGAAUACUGUUCAUAGGAAUCAUCACUGCCCCCACAGUCCGGCAGUAUUAUGCAUACCUCACAGACACACAGUGCAAAAGAGUUGGGACACAGUGCUGGGUCUUCGGUGCUAUUGCUUUCUUGGAAGCCCUGGCAUGUAUUAAAUUUGGACACGACCUGUUCUCCAAAACCCAGGUCCUGUAUGUCAUACUCUGGCUCCUGUGUGUGGCCUUCAUUACUUUCCUGUGUCUGUUCGGGAUGGUGUGGUACGCAGAGAACUACGGCCCCAGGCAGAAGACCUUUUCAGAAUGUGAGGACAGUAGCUUCAUAGAUUCGUGUGGAUAUAUUCCUGAAACAUUUAAAGCAGCGGUAGAGAAGGAGGCUGGGAGCUCUGCGGCCCCGUCUAGACGGAAGAGAGGCUCGGGGAAGAACAAGGCCUCUAACGGCCUGGGGAGCAAGAAGUAAACCCCAGAGCGGAUACGACCCCAACACACCCAGGCAGUCUGGGGUAGCGGGAGGGAGAACCCAGAGCCAGAGAGCUGGACACCUGUACAUGCACAUUUCUGGGGGAAGAGGAAGCAAAGCAGAACUGAGGAAAGAUGACCAGUGAGAAGCCGGUACCUCUACGCUUCUGCAGAGUUGAACGGCCUGAACUUUCUCUCCGAAUAUAUGCUCCCAGAUUUCAGUGUUCAGCGUGCCCCCUGCAUCACCCAUACCCCUCUUGUGUCCCCUGCUCCCAGCCCACAGCCGGGUCAUUUUUGUGUUUGCGUGUGAGUGUGUCUGUUAAUCUUACAUAUAUCCAACUGCAUCUUUUUUUAUUUAACAGACUGUGGCCCCGUGAGUGGCAUCAUUGUCUCAUUUUGUGCAGUUAAAAUCACAGACAUUUUCUCACUGGAAAACAAGGGAUUCCUUAGCAUACACUGUGUGUACUUGCAGGAAGAGGUAAGCAUUUUUCCAUUAAUCAAUAACUGUAUGUGCCUAGCAAGCCAUGUUUAUGGUCUACAUUAAGGCAGCGUUAACAGACUUCUGACUGUCCCAUGCAUUCCCAUGUGAAACACUGAAUCCAGUCAAAGGUCUCUGUAAAUUACUCUAACUGACUAACUUUGUUAAAUCACACACAAAUGUAUAGGGACCUAUGUGCAGUUUCACAUUGGUUUACCAAUUGGAAUAUAAAGUGAGCUUGCUAAAAUAAAGUGCUUUGCUUGUCUCUUUUGA
This is a messenger RNA of Conger conger (European conger), 2520 nucleotides long. It is a transcript of the gene ptdss1a, whose product is annotated as phosphatidylserine synthase 1a. The record is from RefSeq and is a predicted model, not a curated record. Gene Ontology annotation, biological process: phosphatidylserine biosynthetic process. NCBI's taxonomy places the organism in Eukaryota, Metazoa, Chordata, Actinopteri, Anguilliformes, Congridae. The transcript has 13 exons. Gene Ontology annotation, molecular function: L-serine-phosphatidylethanolamine phosphatidyltransferase activity. The coding region runs from base 361 to 1770 and encodes 469 amino acids.